Messenger RNA from Mesocricetus auratus (golden hamster), 1627 nucleotides. It is a transcript of the gene Ogfod2, whose product is annotated as 2-oxoglutarate and iron dependent oxygenase domain containing 2. Bases 566 to 1126 code for a protein of 186 amino acids. Gene Ontology annotation, molecular function: iron ion binding; L-ascorbic acid binding; oxidoreductase activity, acting on paired donors, with incorporation or reduction of molecular oxygen. The record is from RefSeq and is a predicted model, not a curated record. The transcript is spliced from 5 exons. Lineage: Eukaryota; Metazoa; Chordata; Mammalia; Rodentia; Cricetidae.
GCCCCCGCCAGCCCUCCCCUGGAGCCCUUCACUCAGAAGGACUUCUGAGUCCUCUUUUCCCAGUUCCUGCUUCCACUUAACUCCCAUUCCCGAGUCCUGGCCCAGGAGAGAGAUUGAGAAAGACCAAACUGUCUCCAGCGCCCCCUUCUCAGCGGCGGAGUGGGAUAGUCAGGGCCACCGCUCAGCCGGCAGGACACCUUGACACCUCGGCGAACCCCGGCAGAUUCAGAAGUGUAGAGACUUACCUUCCAGCCUGGGCCCCACUUUGGUCUUCCUGGGCCUCACAUGGCGUUGGAGGUACCAAGUCGGCCUGGGAGCUUGGAGGCUGUCCUGGUGGGGGACGAACUUUUCCCAGCUGUCCCGUGUUCUGCCUCAGGACGAGGCUCUGGCCCCUGAGUUUGUGGCUGCAGCUGAAUACAGUGCAUCUCCGGGCGCGGGCCUGGGGGGCCUUCUCCAGCGGCUGGAGACAGUGUCAGAGGAGAAACGCAUCUACCGGGUGCCGGUGUUCUCGGUGGAGUUCUGCCAGGCCCUGCUGGAGGAGCUGGAACAUUUCGAGCAGUCGGACAUGCCCAAGGGAAGACCCAACACCAUGAACAACUAUGGGGUACUGAUGCACGAGCUAGGCCUAGACGAGCCACUGGUGACACCGUUGCGGGAGCGUUUCCUGCAGCCACUGCUGGCCCUGCUGUACCCAGAGUGUGGCGGGGGCCAGCUUGACAGCCACCGUGCCUUUGUGGUCAAGUAUGCGCUGGGCCAGGACCUGGAGCUGGGCUGCCACUAUGAUAAUGCUGAGCUCACCCUCAAUGUGGCCCUGGGCAAGGCCUUCACAGGGGGUGCCCUAUACUUUGGGGGCCUCUUCCAGGCGCCUGCAGCCCUGACGGAGCCCCUGGAAGUGGAUCAUGUGGUGGGCCAGGGUAUCCUGCACCGCGGUGGCCAGCUGCACGGGGCUCGGCCCCUGGGUACCGGAGAACGCUGGAACCUUGUCGUCUGGCUCCGGGCAUCAGCUGUUCGAAACCGCCUCUGUCCCAUGUGCUGCCAGAAGCCAGACCUGGUGGAUGAUGAGGGCUUUGGUGACGGCUUCACCCGGGAGGAGCCGGCCAUGGUAGAUGUAUGUGCACUGACUUGAGCCUGGUUCCCCCAGAGGUGCUGGUGCCAUGGCAACAGAAAACUGCCAUCUUGGGCAGGGAGGGCAGGAAUAAACUCCGCAGCUAUGACACUUCUUGGAUCAAAGGGACGUGCUGACUUCUGGGUCCCUCUUUGGCAGAGGAGCUGUCACAGGGCAGAGCUCCUGAAAGACAAGCCUACACUGAGAUGAAGUCCUGAGGCUGGAGGGUGGAGCAGGCCCAGGAAGGGAAGGGGCCCCAAAAGGGUGUGUUUUCCAAUGAUGUCCAGCCUCAGCCUGACCCCUGGGGAGCUCUGAUGCGGGGUGGGGGGACCCAGCCCGUGGCUCCCAGGCAUUUAAGUGGAGCUUGUCGGUCUAGCCACAGUGCUGGGGGGUGGGGAUGCAGACUUUCUGGGUUCAAGCCUCUGUUCUGGCACGGCCAGCUGCGUGGUCCUGGACUUGCUUGUGCACUGGGUGUAGUGACCGUCCAAAAAGUAGACGUUUAUAAAGCACUUUAUAACAGCC